This is a messenger RNA of Suillus clintonianus, 535 nucleotides long. RefSeq lists its product as uncharacterized. The record is from RefSeq and is a predicted model, not a curated record. Lineage: Eukaryota; Fungi; Basidiomycota; Agaricomycetes; Boletales; Suillaceae. The coding region runs from base 20 to 535 and encodes 171 amino acids. The transcript is spliced from 3 exons.
UCUGCUCGACUUUGAUCUCAUGGACUAUGUCGCUCAACUACGGGAAGGAAUCCUAGAGGGAUACACCGGCGUCGUCACUGGGUUCCAGAACACCGAGAAAGGACCCACACCCAUCGUCAGGAGGGUUUCUCUAUGCCUGAAUUCCCUUCCCCGCGCCGAUCGAAAUCCUUUCUCCUUCCAUUUUCUCGACCUGGCGGACUGUGCUGACGCUGAGGGAGCGAGAUGUUGUCCUUGGGCAGUUUUCAUGUCACACGCGGCUUUCCAAUCGCUCGAUGACCAUAUUCGUGCAUCGGAUGUCGAGGAGCAGAAGCGCAAUCGUAUGCGUGACGCUGAAGCGGAGGCUGGACUUGAUUUCUGUGGCUUCGGUGACCCAUACGCUCCUUACUCUUCUCCUGGCGAGGAGUCAUCAUUCGUCAGCGCCUUCUUGGACCCGGCUCUUCCUCUUGUUUCCAACGCGUCUCCCUUCCAGUGCGCUGAUAUGUAUGAUGAGGACUAUGAGGGCUUAGACAAUCGCAGCCUCCACGAGCUACCGUGA